Molecule: messenger RNA, 2107 nt
Organism: Phacochoerus africanus (Common warthog)
Lineage: Eukaryota; Metazoa; Chordata; Mammalia; Artiodactyla; Suidae
Product: peptidoglycan recognition protein 3-like
Exons: 9
Coding region: 363-1487 (374 amino acids)
Biological process (GO): peptidoglycan catabolic process
Molecular function (GO): N-acetylmuramoyl-L-alanine amidase activity; zinc ion binding
Source: RefSeq, a predicted model, not a curated record
GUCCCCUGCUGUCAGCACCCGUCUGGUCUCACCGAGUUCCUCAGGGUGCUGGGGGCUGUGGACAGAGCGGCUCUGAGCCCCAGAGCCUGGCCCUCCCUGUCUCGCUUUGGUUAAGGGCUCCUGGUCUUUCUGUCCUUUCUGGAAAGCCAGGGCCCAGUGCCCUCUAGUGGCGGGGAGGGUGAAGGCCGGAGGAGGCCGCGUCUGGAGACGGAGGGCGGGGCCAGAGGCGGAGCCUGGAAGGGAGCCCUGCCAGCCAAUGAGGGGUGAGCCGGCUGCAGCCUGAAGUGUGGGGCUGGGACAGCAAGGGACCCGCAGGGCUGUGGUCCACACCCUCCCUGUCUGUGUCCUGGGACCACGUGAGCAUGCUGCGGUGGCUUCUCAUCUUCUCUGCUCUGGAUCUUGGGACUUGGGGGGAUCCCCCACAGUUCUGGAAUGAGACCCAAGCCAGGGGGCUGUCGGAGGGCCUUCUGGACCGGUCUGUUGGCAGCUCAUGGCCCAUACGCAAGGGUCGCAAUGGUGCACCCACCAUUGUCUCCCGCAAGGAGUGGGGGGCGAGAUCCCUGACCUGCAAGGCCCAGCUGAUCCCGCCUGUGGCCUAUGUCAUCGUGCAUCAGCUCAUGGAGAUGGAGUGCCAGGAGCAGAACGUGUGCAGCCAGAAGCUGCGGGGCCUUCAGUCCCGUUCGGUCUACACCAAAGGCUGGUGCGAUGUGGCCUACAACUUCCUGGUUGGGGACGAUGGCAGAGUGUACGAGGGUGUCGGCUGGACCGUCCAGGGCGUCCACACCCAGGGCUACAACAACGUCUCCCUGGGCCUCGCCUUCUUUGGCAAUAAGCUAGGCAGCAGUCCCAGCCCUGCUGCCUUAGCAGCUGCAGAAGACCUGAUCGUCUACGCCAUGAAGGAGGGCCACCUGUCCCCCAGGUAUAUUCAGCCACUGCUUUUGAAAGAAGAGAGCUGCCUGGUCCCUCGACAGCCAGUGAUGCCCGGGAAAGCUUGCCCCAACAUCAUCACAAGGUCAACUUGGGGAGCCAGACAGACACACUGCCCUACAAUGAACCUUCCAGCCAAAUACGUCAUCAUCAUUCACACCGCCGGAUCGACCUGCAACAUAUCCAUGGACUGCCAGAUCCGCGUCCGAGACAUACAAUCCUAUCACAUGGACACAAGGAACUUCUGUGACAUCGGAUAUCACUUCCUGGUGGGCCAGGAUGGCGGUGUGUAUGAAGGAGUUGGCUGGCACACCCAAGGCUCUCACACCUACGGAUACAACGAUAUCGGCCUAGGAGUUGCCUUCAUAGGCAACUUUGUAGAAAAGCCACCAAAUGCUGCAGCGCUGGAGGCAGCUCAGAACCUGAUCCAGUGCUCCGUGGUCGGGGGGUACCUGGAUCCCAACUACCUGCUGGUGGGGCACAGUGAUGUGGUCGACGUCCUGUCUCCUGGGCGGGCUUUGUACAACAUCAUUAAGACUUGGCCUCAUUUCAGACACUGAGGGAGCCCCUGCUUCUUCUGAGACCACCCCCUCUCCCCAAGCCUGGCUGCGGGGCCUCCCUUCCUUACCCUCCAUCCGGGCUCAACACCUGUAUCCCCUCCCUGCCAGCCCCGUCCUGUCCCUCUGUCUUGGGCUAGAAUCAUCCUCUCCUGCCAGCAUCCCCCAGCAUCCCCCAGACCCCAGAGCAGAGCGGGGCAUUCCCAGCCCUCUGAGUCUGGGCCCAGACAUCCCCGCUCCUCGCCUUGCUCUCCCCUGGCACCUAGCUCCUCAGCCAGGGCAGACGAUGACGGGCUAGCCCUGUUUGACUUCUCCAUCCCUUUGUGCUGCCCUCCCUGGUGUGCCUUCCCCUGCUGUCUGCCUGGCGGUCCCCAGUCUCCCAUGUGACCCAGGUCCGUGUCCCAGCCCCUCCCCUCUGCUCACACUGCCUUUUCCGCGUUUGGAUGCAGCCCUUAUUUCAGGUGGAAAUUGUGUCGAGACACGGCUACGCUCUCCACUGGAUUGUGAGGUUGUCCAGUUUCAUUCAUGUCUGUGUCCUCAGUUGUUCAGCCGUGUCUGGAAUCUAGCAGGUGCUACAGAUGUCUGUUGGAGAAAUGGAUGAAUAAACGAAUGAAGGGACCAGG